This is a messenger RNA of Olea europaea var. sylvestris, 1616 nucleotides long. Its product is annotated as pleiotropic drug resistance protein 1-like. NCBI's taxonomy places the organism in Eukaryota, Viridiplantae, Streptophyta, Magnoliopsida, Lamiales, Oleaceae. The transcript has 7 exons. The record is from RefSeq and is a predicted model, not a curated record. Gene Ontology annotation, cellular component: membrane. Gene Ontology annotation, molecular function: ABC-type transporter activity. Bases 118 to 1389 code for a protein of 423 amino acids.
CUUACUCCCUUGAGAGGAUCACAAGUUGGGUUGCCAGGUGUCAAUGGUCUCUCGACUGAGCAGCGCAAGAGGUUAACAAUUGCAGUCGAGCUCGUAGCGAACCCUUCGAUAAUAUUCAUGGACGAACCAACUUCAGGGCUUGAUGCUAGAGCUGCUGCAAUUGUGAUGAGAACAGUCAGGAAUACAGUAAACACAGGAAGAACAGUUGUGUGUACCAUCCAUCAGCCCAGUAUUGAUAUUUUUGAGGCAUUUGAUGAGCUAUUUUUAAUGAAACGAGGAGGACAAGAGAUAUACGUUGGUCCUUUGGGUCAUCAAUCGUCUCAAUUGAUCAAGUACUUUGAGGAGGUUCCAGGAGUACCUAAAAUCAAAGAUGGUUAUAAUCCCGCAACUUGGAUGUUGGAAGUUUCUGCUUCAUCACAAGAACAAAUGUUGGGGGUCGAUUUUGCUGAAGUAUACAAAAACUCAGACCUCUAUAGGAGGAACAAAGCACUUAUUCAGGAAUUAAGUGUGCCUCGGCCGGGUACAAAAGACCUUUACUUCCCGACUCAAUACUCGCAAUCUUUCCUCGUCCAAUGCAUGGCUUGUCUGUGGAAACAACACUGGUCAUACUGGCGGAAUCCACCUUAUACAGCUGUCAGAUUUUUGUUCACGACCUUCAUAGCCCUCAUUUUCGGGACAAUGUUCUGGGAUCUUGGCUCUAAAUGGAAUACGCAGCAGGAUCUGAUUAACGCUAUGGGUUGUAUGUACGCCGCUAUCAUCUUUUUGGGAUCUCAAUACGGGUCAACAGUACAACCUGUGGUGGCCGUUGAACGAACUGUCUUCUAUAGAGAAAAAGCAGCUGGAAUGUAUUCAGCCUUACCGUAUGCAUUUGCACAGGUUCUAAUUGAAGUUCCCUACGUCUUCGUACAAACACUUGUAUAUGGUCUUAUUGUCUAUGCUAUGAUGGGACUCGAUUGGACAGCUGAAAAAUUCUUCUGGUUCUUAUUUUUCUUCUUCUUCUCGUUGAUGUACUUCGUCCUCUAUGGAAUGAUGACUGUGGCCGUCACUCCUAAUCACAACAUUGCUGCCAUUAUCUCGUCUUUCUUCUAUGCAAUUUGGAAUCUCUUUUCUGGAUUUAUCGUCCCACGACCUAGGAUCCCUAUCUGGUGGAGAUGGUAUUACUGGGCAACUCCAGUUGCUUAUACCUUGUAUGGUAUAAUAGUAUCACAAUUUGGAGAGAUUCAGGAUGUCAUGGACUCUGGUAGUACAGUAGAAGAAUUCUUAAAAGAUUACUUUGGGUUCGAACGCAGUUUUCUUGGAGCCACUGCUGGAAUAAUUCUUGCUUUCGAUGUCCUUUUUGCCUUCAUCUUUGCCUAUUCUAUCAAGGCAUUCAACUUCCAAAGGAGAUAAAAGAUGGUCUCAAUUCCACAAGAAUUUGUUAGUUUAUUACACUCAGUCCUAUAUCAUAAAGUUUUUCAUGUGUAUUAUGUGUUUUACUCGUAUAAUUUACCUUGUAACAAUACGUUUGUUUUUCUCUUUAAAUUGAAUAAUAUCAUGUAUUUUUCUAGUUUUUGUAAUGUAUAUGGGCAUAAUCUUGCUUAUAGAAUCAAUGAAAAAUAAGGAAUUUCCGAAUCUCA